AUGGAAGACGAUUGGCUUCGACAGCAAUACAAAGCUUCCGUGAAUUUCCCCCUCCAAGGCAUGGAAUCAGUUGUUGCUACGGUCAGUGGAUAUCACGGUUCUGAGCGGUUUAAACUCAUCAAACUGAUAUCUCAGACUGGUGCAAGCUAUGUUGGGGCGAUGAAUCAAUCCACAACACAUUUGGUUUGUUGGAAAUUUAGAGGGAGGAAAUACGAGCUCGCGAGGAAGUUCAACAUGCUUAUAGUCAACCAUCGAUGGGUUGAAGAUUGUAUAAAGCAAGGUAGACGGGUACCAGAGCAUCCCUAUCUCUCCAAGUGUGGUCAAAAAGUUGGGCCCUUACUGUUGGAUUUCUCUCUCACCGAUAAAGCAAGUCUUUUGCCUCCUGUUCUAUCUAAUGCUUGCGUCGACUUUAAAGAACCUGCACUUGACAUCGAGCCUGAAGAGAUUGACCAUGCUGUUUGGAUUGAUUCUAGUUUGUUAAAUGAGUUGCAGAAUUCAUCUCCUAAACUGGACAGAAGGAAGAGUAAUUCUCGCAGAUUACCGAGAAAGACGGGUAAUAAAAGUGUAAGGCGGGAUCACUCGUCUGGAAGCAGAUAUUGUUUUGAGGAGCCUUUUUUAUCUGAUUUUCUGAGGAUGGAGUACGAAGAAUCGGAUGCUCCUUCCUCUACACGCUUGGGCAGACAGAAGAGAAGCAGCACUACUUCAGCUGAACCUUCUCGCAAAAGCUAUAGGUUGGUGAAAAAGAAAAGUAGGGACAUUUUGGAGUCUUUUUCAGAUUCUGAGCAAGAGUGCCACACAAUAAGGGCCCAUCACAAGCAUAAUGAGAUUACAGCUCCAGCUGCAACUUUUGAUGGUGGGAGGAAUGGAAGCAUAUCAACAGUUAGGGAAGCAUCUGAUGAUAGCUCUUAUAGCCAUGGGGGAAAUACACUUGAGAGUAUGGAAGAUGUUGAAGAGAUUACAAAUUUGAAUGAUGAUGUUGCAUUCAAAGAUUCAAAAUUCCAUUCUCUUGUAGAAAAUCCACAAGAUGAUUGUUUGAUUGUUGACGAUGAUAUAAAUGACAUCGAACAUAUUACCAGAUUGUCUACGUCGACAGAAUUAUCAUGUGUUAUAUGUUGGACAAAUUUCAGUUCAACUAGGGGGGUUCUUCCAUGUGGGCAUCGAUUUUGUUUUCCAUGCAUCCAAAGCUGGGCCGAUCAUAUGAGGACAUGUCAAUAUCCUGUUGAUUUGAAGGAUAUUGCAAGUAAACUGACUUCUGAGUUUGCUAAGGGAACUAUUCUCAACAGAGGACAUUCCGAUUGA
Molecule: messenger RNA, 1299 nt
Organism: Ilex paraguariensis (yerba mate)
Lineage: Eukaryota; Viridiplantae; Streptophyta; Magnoliopsida; Aquifoliales; Aquifoliaceae
Source: the annotation of a GenBank genome assembly